Molecule: messenger RNA, 1380 nt
Organism: Mytilinidion resinicola
Lineage: Eukaryota; Fungi; Ascomycota; Dothideomycetes; Mytilinidiales; Mytilinidiaceae
Exons: 3
Coding region: 1-1380 (459 amino acids)
Biological process (GO): negative regulation of septation initiation signaling; mitotic spindle assembly checkpoint signaling; ubiquitin-dependent protein catabolic process
Cellular component (GO): cell division site; ubiquitin ligase complex; mitotic spindle pole body
Molecular function (GO): protein binding; ubiquitin protein ligase activity
Source: RefSeq, a predicted model, not a curated record
AUGACCCGGAACAGGUCUGAGACCGCAGCCCCGUUACUCUCUGUGCGAAACCAGUCUGGGCCGACGCCAACGAACAUGGACGGGGCCGAACACAGCGUCGAGACCCCUCAAAACCGACCCUUCCCUUCUAUCCGUUUCAUCCCCCACCACGACCCCCGCGCUGGCAGACCUUCGUUGGUAUUCCCCACCAUAUCCCGAACGCUCCCAGAUGACGAUGCUAUAAUACGGGUUGGAAGAUAUUCCGAGAGAGACAAUAUUCCCGAAAUACCGGCCAACGUCCCUUCCGCGGCUGCAGUUGGGUUCAAGUCCAAGGUCGUGAGCAGGAAACACUGCGAGUUCUGGUGCGCGGAUUCGCAAUGGUAUAUUCGGGAUGUCAAGAGCUCCUCUGGGACCUUUCUCAACCACAUACGGCUGAGUCAACCGAAUCAAGAAUCCAAGCCCUUCAAAGUCAAGGACGGAGAUGUCGUGCAGCUUGGGAUCGAUUUCCGAGGUGGAGAAGAGAUGAUUUUCCGUUGCGUCAAGAUUCGCAUAGAGUGUAAUAGAAAUUGGCAGCAAAGCAUAAACACAUUCAACAAACAAACACAUCAAAGACUCCGCAACUUGGCAAAACCGAAAAAGGACACCGACACUGCCUCAACGCACAGUUCUCAGGAGUGCUCAAUAUGUUUGAUGUCCAUUGCGCCAUGCCAAUCGUUGUUUGUGGCUCCAUGUUCACAUGUUUGGCAUUACAAGUGCAUUCGCCCGAUUCUCCAGGGUCCGACAUGGCCCAACUUCUUAUGUCCAAACUGCCGUGCGGUGGCGGAUCUCGAAGCCGAUGUCGAAGAACCAGACGCCGAGGACUGGGAGUCAGAACACGAAGAUGCCGACGAAAAAGACGAGCAGAAGGGCGACACAUCGAAACAUGUCACGCCUCGGGCUUCGCAGAUGCCACUAGCAAGCCCUGUGGUAGCAGCUGGCGCUCGCACGCCAAAUAGCCGCCUCAGUUUGGGCGAUCUAGAAGCUGCUAUUUCAACAAUCAUUCCAGACGAUACUGUAAGCAUCCAGACUCCAGCUCCGCCAACGUUAUCUACCCCGCAAACAAGUCCUUCGCGGCUUGUACACUCUCCGCCUCCUGGAUCGCAACCCGUACACAUCGUUAGGGAAGCUGCGGCUACAACGGAGAACACGGCGCUCUUCCCCAACCGUUCCACUUCGGACGUCACCUCACAAUACGCGCUCAUCCCCGAGCGCGUUCCCGAGUGCCCAAUGACUCCUCGGAACGAUGCCGGGCCUUUUGUCUUUGACGGCAGCGCUGGGCGGGGUUCGGUCCGACGCGGCAUUGACGAGGCAUCUACUCCCUCGUCAUUGAGCGUGCCUUCAACGACAACCGCCGUGCCAUGA